Scylla paramamosain (green mud crab) is the source of this 1413-nucleotide messenger RNA. Its product is annotated as brevican core protein-like. Gene Ontology annotation, molecular function: signaling receptor activity. The coding region runs from base 86 to 1207 and encodes 373 amino acids. The transcript has 7 exons. The record is from RefSeq and is a predicted model, not a curated record. Lineage: Eukaryota; Metazoa; Arthropoda; Malacostraca; Decapoda; Portunidae.
AGAAAGGCAAGCGAUUGAAAAAAACGUAUCUAACAUGCUGGAUUAUAUAAGAGCUUAGGCAGCGGUCCCUUACUGCACUAGAAUCAUGCUGAACCAACAGGUAGCAGUGGUCAUCCUCUUGGCGAAGGUAGUGUUCGGCGGCGUGGUGGAUGGGAUUAAGCCACAAGAGGCAACGUUGGAGUGUGGAGACACUCUCACUCUUAACUUCACCGACAGAAGGCCGACGGUCCAGUGUUCUUCGCCGUGUCCUGAUGUAAAUACGACUGCCGCCGGACCAGUGUUCAGGCGAGAGGCUCGUCUGGAGGAGUAUGGCUUGAUGGUGAGGCAAGAGUACGGAGAGGACGGCGUGGUGACUUGCUCGCUCGUCGAUGUCAUUUCAGAUUCCGCUGAACUCCAGUCGUCCAUCCAGGCUGAAAUUUGUACUUCAGUGAUUCCUUCCACCACCACCACCACCACCAGUCCUGGAGGCUCUGCUGUGACUGACUCAACCACCUCCAGCCCUGAAGGCCCUAUUGUGAUUGACUCAACAACUACUAGUCCAGAGGGUCCUACUGUGACUGGCUUAACCACCAGCAGUCAAGAGAGUCCUACUGUGACUGGCUCAACCACCACAAGUCCAGAGGGUCCUACUGUGACUGGCUCAACCAACACCAGUCCAGAGGGUCCUACUGUGACUGGCUCAACCAACACCAGUCCAGGAGGUCCUACAGGAGUAAACACUUCCUACAGCACCACCGCUGAGCUCACGUCAACAGUCACAGUAGAAUCGACGACUCUGAUUGAAUGCGUAACCACUGCAGCCCUAGCAACUGCUGAGAAUGUAUGUGAACCUGGAUGGUCGCUUUAUGAGUCAUCAUGUUUCAAAUUCAACAAUGACAAAAAGUUUGCCUGGGUGGAAGGCCUCAGCUACUGCAAUGGUUACGAUGCAGACUAUGCCAAGGUCACUUCGAGAGUUCAGGCCAGUUUCCUCAAAGCUCUUGCGACUGACGAUACGUGGAUUGGUCUGAAUGACAACAACUUCGAGGGAAUCUUCAUAUGGACGGAUAGGUCGCAACCCGCAUUUACUGAGUGGAGUCAGGGAGAACCAAACGGCGACGGUGACUGCACGGAGAUGAGUAAGUCAAACGACUUCUGGUGGAAAGACGCCAGUUGCGCGAUCAUGAAAAGCGUGCUAUGCGAAAAACCCGCUAUGCAGGUGGCUGUGUAGCGCCUCCCUAAGACCCUGCACGUCCACGGCCCUCAUCGGCCUCAGCCAUCCCCAUUUGACAUCACAGGAGAAAACUUUAACAUAUCUAACACAACCGGCCCAUCAGCACUCAAUGUGAAGCAUUAACAAGACUGUCACGCGAGGACUUCAUCUAUAUCUCAUUAUUUCGAUGUAUUUCAAUUGUGUGAAUAAAAUUGUUGAUCUGA